GUAUAAAUGUUAAUUUCUCAAUCAAAAAAUAACAAAAGCACUAAAAUAGCUGCACAAAGAAGCUGGCUGUUCCUGGCUGCAGCUGUCAUGUGCCUUCUUACAGUUUUGCAGCUUGGAGUCUUCCCUUGUGCUAUGGCCCAGACUGUCAGACUGCCUCUGAAGAAAGUCUACUUGAAAGACCACAAAGAAGACAUUGAGUCAGGGAUUGAGACUAUUGAAGAGAGACAUGGGAGAGGUCUUGCUGAAAUCAAUGUAACAGUGACAAACAAGUAUGACCUCCAAUAUCAUGCAAGUCUUCUCAUCGGAGAUGCUAAAUACAACCAGACCUUCAUUUGGGAUACAGGGUCUACGCUCCUGUGGACUCCUCUAAACAAUUGUUCUUCGUGCCCAAGUACCAAUAAAUAUACUCCAGCUAGUUCUUACUCCAGCACAGGCACAAGACACAUUAUAAAUUACCUCUCAGGACAAGUUGUCGGUGAUGUUGCCAAUGACAAAGUCUACAUCACCUCUUCUUCAGGCCCCGUAACUAUGGAACUCCUAGGUGUAGAUACAGCCGAUUCUGCAAUCCAAGGCAUGGUCGCUGAUGGGAUUCUUGGAAUGGGCCCAGCCAUUACUGGAGGAAGACCUGGCACUCUCUUAGUGGAGAAACUCAAAACUGCAGGAAUUAUCGGCAAGAAUGCUUUCGGAGUCGACUACAGAUGGCUAAAUGGCACGUCAUCGAUUCUUCUUGGAGGCUACGACACUGAUCUGAUCAAAAGUGACGAAGAUUUUGAUUGGAUUGGCUUAAAAACUAAUACUCAUUGGACUGUUGAAAUGAGUACUGUCAAGUAUGGAGGUACUGAGCUUAGCAUGUCAUCUACCAGCGCAGUCCUUGAUACAGGAACAUCCUUGACAAUAUUUCCAUAUUCAGAUUUCAUGAACAUUUGGAAUGAAAUUAAAGAUGGCAAAAAUUGAGGGUAUAUUGUUGGGACAAGUAGACUUGGCUGAGACUGCGACUCAAUUAAAGACUUUAAAGAGAUCAAAAUUAAGCUUGGAGAACACGAUACCAAGAUGCCUGCCUCUGCUUACGUCGAGUACUUCGCAGGAACCACUUCCAAUGGUGUUUGUUUACUCUAUAUAGAUUUCUACAUUGGAGAUUUUGGCGGCCUUGUGAUCCUGGGAGACUCCUUCCUGAGAGAGUACUAUGUCUACCAUGACGUUCAAGGCCAGAGAGUUGGACUAUACGGAAAGAACUAUUCGGCCAAUACAUCUGCAUUCUCAGUUCUUGUGUUUAUUAUGUUAUUCAUAAGUUUUCACUUUUAA
Moneuplotes crassus is the source of this 1302-nucleotide messenger RNA. The record is from the annotation of a GenBank genome assembly. NCBI's taxonomy places the organism in Eukaryota, Ciliophora, Spirotrichea, Euplotida, Euplotidae.